Messenger RNA from Cucurbita moschata (crookneck pumpkin), 2121 nucleotides. RefSeq names its product UPF0400 protein C337.03-like. Gene Ontology annotation, biological process: mRNA 3'-end processing. Gene Ontology annotation, cellular component: RNA polymerase II, holoenzyme. Bases 380 to 2056 code for a protein of 558 amino acids. The transcript is spliced from 8 exons. The record is from RefSeq and is a predicted model, not a curated record. NCBI's taxonomy places the organism in Eukaryota, Viridiplantae, Streptophyta, Magnoliopsida, Cucurbitales, Cucurbitaceae. Gene Ontology annotation, molecular function: RNA polymerase II complex binding.
CGAUAUUUUGACUCUACGAACCAGUUUUUUUUUUUUUUUCAGCUCCCUCCACUUAUCACCGCUCUUCUGAACCAUCUCUUUGGUGGUGAAUUAGGGAUUCCCCUGUCGACCUUGGAAAACCCCCCAACUGCACCCACUCAUUGGUUUCAAUUUCGUUCUUCUCUCUCGUUCGUUUACUGUUCGAUUCUUUUUCUUAUCUGUUCAUCCUCUGCUCGUUGCGAAGGAACACAAGGACCGAGGAGAAUCUGCGACUAUCAGUAAUCUUCUUCAUUGUUGAAAUUUGUCCUCCCUGAGGUUUUAUCGGGGGAAGAAAAUCAUUGAGAGUGGAGUUCAUAAUUCAAUACAUGCCAGGGUAAUGUAACAAAAGUAUCGUUACGGGAUGAACAACGAGGUUUUUGAAGCGCAGGUAUUGGGUGAGAAGUUAUCCAAGCUCAACAAUUCUCAGCAGAGCAUUGAGUCUUUAUCAAGAUGGUGCAUUUCCCACCGGAAAAGGGCCAAGCAGAUUGUUGAAACUUGGGAUAAAUUAUUCAACUCAUCUCAGCAAGAGCAGCGUGUUUCAUUUCUGUAUUUGGCAAAUGACAUUUUGCAAAACAGCAGGCGCAAGGGAAGUGAAUUUGUGAAUGAAUUCUGGAAAGUUCUUCCUGGUGCUCUCAAGUAUGUCUACGAUCAAGGCGAUGAAAAUGGAAAGAAAGCUGCUGCUAGACUUGUCAACAUUUGGGAAGAAAGGAAGGUUUUUGGUUCUCGGGGUCAGAAUCUUAAGGAUGAAAUGCUUGGUAAAUAUCCACCUCCAACUCCAUUACCCAGCAGCAAUGGCAAGAGUUCAAAUCCUAAAAAAAUAGUGAAGAGGGAUGCCCACUCUGUGAGAAUUAAACUGGCUGUUGGAGGUGUUCCAGAGAGGAUUCUUACUGCAUUUCAAUCUGUACUUGAUGAACAUCUGAAUGAGGAUGCUGCUCUGAACGACUGUAGUUCUGCUACUCAUCAUCUGAAUCAAAUUGAGGAAGACUUGAAUGCUUCCUUAGCUCAAGGAACUCAACCAAGGUCUGCAUUGCUUGACGACCUUCAAGAGCAGGAAAAUGUAAUUCAACGAUGUAUUAGGCAACUCGAAAGUGUUGAGGCAACUAGGGCUUCUUUGGUUUCCUUGCUUGUAGAAGCGCUUCUGGACCAAGAAUCAAAGCUGGAACUAGUUCGCAAUCAGUUGCAGAUUGCUCGAUCUCAAAUUGAGCUAGCAAGUAAUGUUCGGAAGAGAUCUACUUCGACUCCAGUUCCUGGUCCUUCAGCUACUACCAUUAAUGUACCGACAGAAACGACCCAUGUGAUUGAUACUAAGUUACCUUCUGUCCAACAGAACGCAAUCGCUUCUCCUGUCCAGGCUAUGGCUUCUUUUGCUGGUCCUAAAACCAGUGAAGAUGAAACGAAGAGAGCAGCUGCUGCUGCUGUUGCUGCGAAGUUGGCUGCUUCUACAUCUUCGGCACAGAUGCUUACCUCUGUUCUUUCAUCCCUUGUUGCAGAAGAAGCUGCUUCCAUGAAUGGUAGCCUAAAAUCAUCUGGGUUUGCUUCAUUGUCCAUAUUCCCCUCUGAGAAACGACAGAAACUUGAGAAGCCAAUGCCUAUAUCCGAUGUCAGCGGUUCAGAUGGUAUUGGCGCAUCAUUCAUUACACCUAUGCAACAACAACAACAACAGUUGACAAGUGUGCCACUUGCACAAUCAGCAAACGGGCAACCUGUAUCCCAGGCGAACCCGUGUCAAGCUUCAUUUGCUCCACCACCUCCACCAGCACCACCAUCUUUAUCCUCAACUCCACCAGUGAAUCAAUAUGCGCAGUCUGGUGGAUUAAUGGGGGUAUCACCGUAUAGUUUUGGAGCAUAUUCUCUACCACCUCCACCUCCUUUGCCUCCUCAUAUUGCAAUGGGUUUGAGCAGGCCAAUGUCUCAGCCGCCUCAGCAGCAGCAGCCUCAGCUGACACUGCCUACUUCAGCAGGAUUUUAUCGGCCACCAGGUAUAGGUUUUUAUGGGCAAGGCCAGCAGUCGACGCCGCCACCCGUACCUAGGCAGUAAGUUACCAGGUAGAAUUUACUUGGGCCAAAUCUUCACUCAAGGGUUAACAGCUUUAAUGGGUCAAA